Colletotrichum navitas is the source of this 1302-nucleotide messenger RNA. RefSeq lists its product as uncharacterized. The record is from RefSeq and is a predicted model, not a curated record. The coding region runs from base 422 to 1027 and encodes 201 amino acids. NCBI's taxonomy places the organism in Eukaryota, Fungi, Ascomycota, Sordariomycetes, Glomerellales, Glomerellaceae. The transcript has a single exon.
GUCUCACGGAUGGGAUGCUGCGUCGUCACCCGUUGAAUUGCAGAGGCUACCUAGCACCCUACCUUGGUAGCGUAGCAUCAUCGUGUGACCUCCCCAGCCUUUGGAUACCUAAUGAGGAAGUAGUGUACUGUCAGAAUGUCUUGUCCAUGUUGCCUCUUUGCCACAUUUGUCGUCUCCAUCUGUCUCCUUCACUCUCUCUUCCUUUUCGACGUCCCUCGUCGAUGUCCAUCACAAUACGCCACGGCUGCAGCGCCGACUGCGACUCUCGAAAUGCUCCCGUACUCGUACUUCGCCGCCGCCAUAUUCAGAUCCUCCACGACGAUUUAGCCGCCGGCGGGGGGUGUAAUAUCAUCCUGAAUCCUACGAGGUUCAUGAUGGGAAUUGCCCUCUUUACCCCUUGUCGUGUGCAAUAUGUUUGCUGAUGGUACCUCCAGCUCGUCUGCCAUGUCGCACCAAGCGCGGCACAUAUCUUGCACUGUCAAGCCUGACCGCGACAACCUUACUCGAGUGCAUGCUCAUCUUCAUCUCCAUUUUAGUCUUUCUUGCCGCGCUUUUGCAUUCGCUUGCAACCCUCUUUGCCGCUGGUGUCUCCUCAACUGGCGUUGACAUUGCAGCCGCCCCUCAUCGACUCGGGGACCCUUCGGCGCGGUCCCGGACCGCGGUGUGCAUGAAUGCGUGUUACAAUCCACGAAUGACAAGUUUGCGAAUCGUAAUGGGUUGUCCGGUCCGUCCGGACUCGAACACCACAUGCUCGUUUCCCAUUCACCGUCGCCUGCCCAUGACGAUGGGAACCAAGCGGGGGCGGAGGGGCUCGAGCAGACCGCCUCGGGCUAUAGUGCCCAAACUUUUGUACGGCUCUUCUUCAUUCCACUGCAAUUCGGCUGGUCACUUUGGCACUUUCGGCACUGUCACAUACGGUCUUUGGUUAACCCUGCUUGCUUUCCAUUGUUUUAUCCAGGCGUGCGAGGUUAGGUACCUGAUAGGAUUCUUACUGGCGACUUUUGUCUGCUCAAUUGAGCAAAUCUGAGCCUGUCGCUUUCUGCCUUUGCCGUACUGCAUGCACUUCCUAGCCCGAAGCCUUUGCCGCUUGCAAUUCGCUGUCAUUGGCCUGGCACCGCUCUAUCAAUUACCCCGUUAUCCUGGCAGCUCUUUGCGCAAACCCAUGCACAAAGGGUCUUACCGACUGGCCACAUUCAACGUCCAUUGAGGUUGGUUUCUUUAUUUUUGGAUGUGAUAAGCUGUUGCCGGUCAUGCGCCCAUGGGUGCUCGGCUCAGCGCAUCUGGCAUCCCUCCAUCUCAUAG